UCAACUGGUGGCGACUGGUUAUUAAUAUUAGUUAACGUAACUUUUAAAGAAUAAACUUUAUUUAAAAUAAUAAUAAUAAUAAUAAUAAUAAUAAUAAUAAUAAUGGUUCUCCUGGAGGGGUUCAACACUCUGCUGUCGGUGUUUCGGCACGUCGAACCCAUCCUGGUUCUGGAGCAGCUCGGGAACUGCCUGUUCGACACCGCGCUGCAGCUGCUGGUCCGGGACCAGUGUUCGAACGCCUCCUACCCGGGUCUGAGCCCGGAGGAGAGCCGGCAGAAGGCUAUGAGCGACUUCUACCUGAGCUACAACCUCAUCCUCCGGCUGCUGCCCAUCCUCCCGGCUCUGCUGCUGGGCAAAGUCAGCGACCGCGGCUGGAGGAGAAGCCCCAUCGUGGUGUCUCUGAGCGGGUACCUGCUGAGCAGACUCUGCCUGCUGCUGGUCCUCCUGCUGCGGCUGCCCAUCCAGGUCAUGUUCGCGGGCGCGGUUCUCUUCGGUCUCGGCGGAGGAUUCACCGCCUUCUGGCCCGGGGUCAUGACGCUGGUGUCGCUGAGGUCCACGACGGCAGACCGGUCCAAGGUGAUGAUGAGGGUGGAGCUUCUGUACGGAGCAGCGGGCGUGGUCGGCAGUCUGGUGUCCGGUCACCUGUUCACGCUGUUCAACGCCACGCUGGGCCACGGCGUCGUGCUGCUGAUCGUCAGCUCGCUGCUGCACCUCGUCGCCCUCCUGCUGGCCAUCUUUAUGCUGCAGGUCAAGGUCGUGUCUACGUCCGAGUCGGACGAGAGCCACUCCCUCUGUCACACGGUGGAGGAUGACGACCAACCUGAUGCUAACGCUAGCGUUGAGGCUCCUGCGGGAAUAAACUGGGUCAACGUGGUUCUACUCUUCGCGGCAGCCAUCCUGUACGACUUUGCAGUAGGUGGCGCCAUCACCAUCCUGGGCGUCUUUGUACUGAAGGAGCCGCUGAGCUGGAACGCCACUCAGGUGGGUUACGGAAAUGCAGCCGGCUGCACCAUUUUCCUCACCAGCUUUCUGGGUGUCAUGUUGUUUCGCCGCUGCGUCGGAGACACUUCGCUCAUCCUGAUCGGAAUGGUGUCCUUCGCCUCGGGAAUCUACUUCAUGUCCUUCGUCACGGCGACGUACAUGUUCUACCUCGCUCGAUCGCUGAAUCUCUUCGCUCUCAUCCCGCUGCCGACCAUCAGAUCUCUGCUCUCACAGCAGGUGGCGCCGUCCUCGUACGGCACCAUUCUCACCUCCCUGCAGUUCUCCUUCACCCUGGCGUCCCUGGCCUACCUGCCUGCCUUCACUAAGAUCUACCAGGGAACUCUGACCUGGUUCCCGGGCUUCGUCUUCCUGAUGGCCAGCGUCUUCACCGUCCUGGCCAUGAUACCCAUCAGUAUCAGUAGCUGCAGGUUACCGCGGGGGCGCUGCAGCACAGACAUUCAGGACUGAACGGAGAGAAAAAGAAGAAGAAGGAGGAGAAGAGGACGUGAAACAUGGAGAACGGACUUCCUUUGACAGAGAGGAAAUGACGUUCCCCUUGGUGGAGAACAUCUGAGCGUGAGGAACGUUUGACCACAGUGAAGAGGAAACGUCGCCGAUCUCACCAAACUUUCAUCACAAGAAGAAGUGACUUUUCCGCGGCAAUGCCACAGUGAUUUCAACAGCAGGUUGAGACGCUUCGGUCUGAGGUGAAAAGUCCCCGACGGAGAACUUCCUCAAACGCUCCUGGAAUGUUAUUGUAAAAAAAAAUGACUCUGCACAUUUUUAGUUUUGACUCAGCAAAAACCAGAGUC
This is a messenger RNA of Cynoglossus semilaevis (tongue sole), 1793 nucleotides long. RefSeq names its product solute carrier family 46 member 2 (gene slc46a2). Gene Ontology annotation, biological process: transmembrane transport. Bases 103 to 1449 code for a protein of 448 amino acids. The record is from RefSeq and is a predicted model, not a curated record. The transcript is spliced from 7 exons. Lineage: Eukaryota; Metazoa; Chordata; Actinopteri; Pleuronectiformes; Cynoglossidae. Gene Ontology annotation, cellular component: membrane. Gene Ontology annotation, molecular function: transmembrane transporter activity.